Molecule: messenger RNA, 1317 nt
Organism: Alternaria rosae
Lineage: Eukaryota; Fungi; Ascomycota; Dothideomycetes; Pleosporales; Pleosporaceae
Exons: 2
Coding region: 1-1317 (438 amino acids)
Source: RefSeq, a predicted model, not a curated record
AUGGAGUUGUUGGACCUACCGCCAGAGAUCUUCCAAAAGGUCAUCGAGAGCUAUGUUCAUACUGUUGGGGUCUGCAAGGCAUGGAAGCGUCGUAAGGUUUGCAAAACAUUCACGGCCUUCGUCUCCGAGGAAUGUCUUGGCAGACAGUCCAUGACGGCGUAUCCAGAUCCCAGAGCCGAGAAACUGGUCGCCCAGAACCUUGGAUUAUUCCUUGAAUACCGCUUCAAAGUUUCUCAUGGGGCACCGGCUUUGUUAACUACUCUGAUUCGGAAUGUCGUCUAUCAGUUCAUGACUGCUACCAGCCAGUCAACGCAAACAGUCCGUGCAGCCUAUACAGAAAAAGCUUGCAAUGCCAUGAAGGGUUGCUGCAGUAUCUGGAGCGCCGUGCACCUCGCCACAAGUCCAUCCUCUCUCGCCUGUACUAUGGUAUCGAACGAACGGGUUGAAGCGCACUGCUUGGUGAUCGCCGUCUGGAUGAAGGAUUUAGAGCUUGUCACUCACUACCUAUCUCAUGGCGUCUCUAUAUGGGAUAAACCCGGCGUCUUUUUAUCCCCCAUCGCUGUUGCUGCACAAAUCCGAGCCAACGACGUCGUAUCUCAGCUCCUGGAACACGCAAGGAGCCUUCUCACAAAUACAGCCAAAGCAAAAUUGAACAGAGCGCUCGAUGACGCCACAUGGGCUGCUGUGGCCUCUCGAAACUGGGAUACGGCCACCGUGCUGAUAGACUGGUGGUUUCAGCAUUGCCGUAAGCCACAACCGCCAACAAUCGUGGCAUGGGUCAGCAAAGCAAUCAGUGCUCAUGCGACAUAUUUCUUACACGAAUUACUCGAGCAGAACCUUUCCUUGGCAACGAAAAGUCUACUCAUCAAACGUCUCUACGGUCCAGAAGUCGAAUCGUGGGGCGAUGGCGCUCAGGACCUUCUCAUAGAAGCUUCGAUUGGUCGCAACCUGAUGGAUCUCCGAGGAGGUUACCACCGUAAAAGGCCGAGAUCAUUCUCUGGAUCUCUGUUAGCACUGGCAGCUCGAAAAUGCGACAUCAAGAUCGCCAAGAAAUGUCUGGAGUGGGGUAUGAGCUCGAACGGAUUGCGGAGCGUCUCUGAUAGAUUCGAACACCCACUCGUCGGAGCUGUGGCUCGGAGCGACAAAGCGAUGGUCAAGUUGUUGCUUGCCCAUGACGCUGACCCUGAGCCAGCUCAUAAUCACAUCGUCCGCUUUGGUCUUAGAUGCAAGAGCAGGGGCAAGAUCUCCAAAAAGAUUGCGAAACUGAUACAAAAAGCGGUUGAUCGCAAAAAAGCGAACACCAUCACGGACGCUUAG